This is a messenger RNA of Drosophila montana, 3333 nucleotides long. RefSeq lists its product as uncharacterized. Lineage: Eukaryota; Metazoa; Arthropoda; Insecta; Diptera; Drosophilidae. The transcript is spliced from 4 exons. Gene Ontology annotation, molecular function: heme binding; transmembrane monodehydroascorbate reductase activity. Bases 1817 to 2635 code for a protein of 272 amino acids. The record is from RefSeq and is a predicted model, not a curated record.
GUAUUUGCAAGGAACGAGUGCGACGCAAUAGACUACAGAGACAAAAAUUGCAAAACAAUUAAUAGCAAGUAAAAUGAUUUAAAAGUCACAGUUGCUGUCACAUUUUCAAACUUACAAAUAAAAUAUUUCAAAAAGUGAGUUCAAUAUGGCUGAGGAAAUGCUUAAAAUCACCUACUACCAUGUAUCUGAUAGUGCAACGAAGAAGCUGAAUGCAUUUUUGCGAAUGCCAUCCAAUAAAUUGGAUGAUUUGCGUCUUGACAUUAAGAGGUACCUGUUCCAGGAGCGCGAACUGCCUGUUUGCAAUUUCAGGACAUAUUGGAUUGAUUCGGAUUCUGAUGAAAUUGAGGUCAGCAAUCAAAAUGACUAUGGAAUUUUCUUGGCUAAAUGCGAGAAAAAUAUGCAUUUGCAUAUUGCUGCCUGUCUCAUCGAUGAUGAUCCUACCAAUUUCAUUAUUCAUGAGGGAAUAGCGUGCGAUUCAUGCAAGGCCCUCCCACUGAUCGGUUUCCGCUACAAGUGCAUGGUUUGUCCCAACUUUGAUCUGUGCCAGGCCUGCGAGUCAGCACACAAGCACCCGGAGCACUUUAUGGUGCGAAUGCCCACUAACAACGGACCGAAAUAUAUUGAUACCUGGAUAACUGGUGAACAUUACUUUAGCCGUAGCCUCCGUGAUGAAUCUCCAUUUAAAGCGGAAAAAACUAAUGAAGAAAAAGAACCCGUUACCGCACUUGUCUUUAAUUUGCACUUUGAUAGGGAUGCAGACGCAGACGCCAUUUUCAGAAGUCUUACACUCUCUGGGUCGCAAGCACCCUUGGGGUUUCUUCGUAGUGGCUUAUCAUGUUUCGAUUAUUUGGUUGUUUGACGUAUCUAUUCAUUGUAUGAUUAGUGCUAUCACUUAAUAAUCGGGUAGGUGGCCAGAGAGUAAUUUGACAAAGCCAGUAUAAAAGCAGAACCUGCUGCCGUGCGAUUGUAUACACAAAGAACGAGUGCGACGCAAUAGACGAUAUGGACAAAAUUUGGGAAACAAGUAAUAGCAACUAAAAUGAUUUAAAACGCACAGUCGCUGUCUACAUUUUCUGACUUACAAAUAAAAUAUUAAAAAAAAAAAAGAGUUCAAUAUGGCUGCGGAAUUUCUUAAAUUCACCUACUACUAUGUACAUACAUACAUAUGCAGUUCUAAUAACAUUCUGUUUUGAUAAUGUUAAACAAAAAUGUUAAGCUUAAUUAUAACGGUUAACAGUAAAAGAGCUCAGCUAAAUUGGCGUACCUUUUGCUUAUGGUUUGCGGUUUCUCGUUUAUCACCCAUUUGCUUUUGGUUAGAGUUUCAUAAUAUUGACUGAUAUGAAUCAUACGAACCGUUUUAGAGUGGACCCAAAUAACUGUGCUCGGUUUUCGUGCUUACUCAUUUGUCAGCUGGAGUCCGACGGCAAAUUGCACGACUUAUUAUACAAACCGGUUUACAAUGCGCCGAAAAUAACAUGAUACAAUUUAUGUAUGUACUUUUGCACAAGCCAAUCAGCAGCACCCGGGGGUUGGGAGUGUGGCUGCUGCCGCCUUUUACGCGCCAAGGUGAAGCACGUGCAAGCAACGGCAUUCAGCUGAGUCAUGCUCCAUUUGAUUUGAAAGUUUUUGCACACAAAGUUUACCAGAGAUCGGAGCCACUCAGCUGUUUGCUGUCUGCGUUCUUUCAAACGUUGUCUGGCAUUCAAAGCGCGCGGUCGCCCGGAGAUCCCCACUAAAAAACUAAUCUACACAACGUGAGCAGCGCACGUAGAUAGAUAAAAGUUGUUAGACAAUAAAAAUUGAACAUAAUAGGAAUAUGGAAAGUAAAGUUAUGCAAGGCUGUAGUGCGUCGGGACUGCGGGACGUUUGCGAGAGCACAAAUCUGCUGGACUAUGUCGGAACAGUUGUGGAUCAGAUCGAGAAUAAUGCUACAAUUGACGACGCAGCGUUUACGCUUAACAAAUUGGACGCACCCUCGGCGAGAUUCUAUUUUGGCUUCUGUGCCUUCAUCUCACACAUACUGCUCGCGGGUAUUACGUUGGUCGUGGUGCAAAAAUGUGUGUCCCUAAAAAUGGUGCAUACCGCCGGACAUGCCUUCUACUGCACAGUUGCUUUUGUAUUCCUACUGGGCGAAGCUCUGCUUGUGCGCCACAGCAGAGUCUUGGAAAUGUGGCUGGGCAUAUUCAAUGUGGAUCUGCUGCACAGCGCUCUCGGCCUGCUGGCCUUUGGCAUCGGUGUCGUCGGCGUCGGCAUCAAGACUUGGCAAAAGCGCGAGCGCAAGCGGGAAGAUCCAAGCGCCACAGUAAAGCACUUCCGCAGUAAUCACGGAUUCUUUGGCAUUGUCGGAUGUGUUCUACUUCUCGGCUGCGUUCUCAGCGGCCUGCCGCUCUAUUUCUAUACGAAUAAAUCGCUGCAGAUCAUUCAUCGCUUUUGUGCUCUCAGCAGUUUUGCAACACUAAUGAUUUCCCAGAUGUUCAGCUACAACACUGGCUUUGCGCGUCGCCAAUGGAAAGCACACCACAUCCGGCUCUUUAAGCUGUUCACAUUUAUUGUUACUAUUACGACAAUUAACUACGAAUUCAGAAGAUUUGUGCGCGAAAUUUUAACGAUUAUCUUGGAAAAUCUCGGUUAUUGAUUUAUGUUGAAAAUUAUGUUUGGGGAAUGUUGUCAUCAAAUCCAUUUUCAUUGUUAAGUACAUAUAUAUAUAUAGUUAUAAUUUUUAUUUUGUUUAAUAUACGAUACCAUUGAAUAACAUAGUUUUGAUUAGUUGCCACAUACACAUAUACACAUAUAUAGAUUACAUAGAUUAUAUAUUCGCGUAUCUUUCGUUUGGUAUAAUAAAUGAAGACAAUUCACCAGAAAUAAACCAAAAACUGACGGAAAUUAUGCCCGAAACAAAUAUAACUUGUCGAAUAUUAAAAUGGAUAAUUUGUUUAAUGUGCCACAAACGGAAUUAAUUGCGACCACUUUGCGAUGUAUGCAUAAUGUCCAAUGCGGCAGGUAUGUUACCCUCCACCGACUCCAGCAACUGCGUCAACCAAGCUCCUUCAUUACUAAAACCCAUGGCCAUCAUGGCGUGUACUGCGGCAUUGAUGCGUUCAUCUGUGGCAUAGAUCGAUAUUUGAAUUAAUUUUGAUUUCAUUCCAAGUCGGAAAUGGUUACUCACCGGUAUGGUAUAUGGGCACCUGGCGCUUCUCCUCGGGUGCUGGUGGAUUACCAGCUGUCGAUGUCGAGGUGCUGUUGGUGGACACACCUGUAGUUGAAGUCGAGGUGCUCACCGUAUUCACCUGCGAUGUUUGAGUGUGUGCAGUUGUCUGUUCGCGUUGUUGCUCC